AUGUCAGGGGAUUGGGACGAAGACAUGUGCAAGAAGGCGCUGGUGCUGGUGGAAGAGCUGUGCUUCCGUUCAGGAGGAUACAGCCAGAGUGCCAGCUGCAAGGAGUUCAUCUACAUGAUAAGGGGACGCAACGGACAUAUUGACACAGAGAUCUCUGUCAGCCUCCUCUCAGUCAUCGUGACGUUCUGCGGCAUCGUACUGCUUUCCGUUUCGCUCUUCGUCUCCUGGAAGCUUUGCUGGUUGCCAUGGAGAGACAAAGAGGGUGGUGGCCUCAGCCUGACAGCCGGGCUCCUCCCCGGAGGGGCGGGACUUCACGGGGUCGCUGGAGGCUCCUCCCUCCUCCCCCCCUUACUGCAGAGGAAAGACACGCACUCCUCAUCCUCUCUUUAUCCAUCUCUGGCCCAGGGCGGGCAACACCACCCGCACUUCUCUGACCUGAUGGGGGUGGAGGGCGGAGGGGCUAUGAUGGUGGGCGGGGUUGUGGGUGGGCCUCAGGAAAUGCAGGAGCACUCCUACCUGGACAUGGACUCCUACCCUAACAAUGCAGGGAAUAUUAAACUGAGCCAGACGUCUCCUGAACUGCCGCCACCUGAUGGAGGAUCUGCUGCUAAAGAUCUGACCAACGCCCACCCGCAGCAGGUCACGCCCAGGCCCAAGCCCAUGACUCAUCAGCUCUCCAGUCCUGAUUUCCACGGAGAGGAGAAGAGUGAGCAGGUGACCAGUAUCGGGCAGAUCAAGCCGGAGUUGUAUCGUCCACGGCAGGGCGAGCAGGGCGAGGGCAAGCAGGGCGACACAUGCGGAAAAAUCAGCUUCCUGCUCCGCUAUGCCUUCAAUACGGAGCAGUUGGUAGUGAAGAUCCUCAAAGCUCUGGACCUGCCAGCCAAAGACGCCAACGGCUUCUCAGACCCCUAUGUGAAGAUCUACCUGCUGCCUGACAGGAAGAAGAAGUUUCAGACCAAGGUGCACAGGAAGACCUUGAACCCAGUGUUUAACGAGACGUUCCAGUUCGGUGUACCGUUGGCUGAGCUUCACUCUCGCAAACUGCACUUCUCCAUCUACGACUUUGACCGUUUCUCCAGACAUGACCUGAUUGGUCAGGUGGUGGUGGAGAACCUGCUGGACUUCAGUGAGGGCAGUGGGGACAAACCCAUCUGGAGGGACAUUGUGGAAGGAACAGCGGAGAAAGCUGAUCUCGGCGAGUUGAACUUCUCAUUGUGUUACUUGCCGACAGCCGGCCGACUGACUGUCACCAUCAUCAAGGCCACCAACCUCAAAGCCAUGGAUCUGACCGGCUUCUCAGACCCGUAUGUGAAGGCGUCUCUGGUGUGUGAUGGACGCAGGUUGAAGAAGAGGAAGACGUCCAUUAAGAAGAACACGCUGAACCCCACCUAUAACGAGGCUCUGGUGUUUGACAUCCCUAACGAGAACAUCGAGAGUGUCUCGCUCAUCAUCGCCGUCAUGGACUACGACUGUAUUGGCCAUAACGAGGUGAUUGGGAUGUGCCGUGUAGGCAGUGAUGCUGAAGGCCCAGGCAGAGAGCACUGGACAGCCAUGUUGGCGAACCCCCGUAAACCCAUCGAGCACUGGCACCAGCUGGUGGAGGAAAAAUCCAUUAACACGUAUGUGUCGAAGAACACAACAGCCUCGCCAAAACCGCACAUCGUGGUGGACAGUCCUCACUCUGACUAGACACGUCUGCAUUGCCAUUGCUCCAGACGUUCAUCUUUUCCUCUCAUCUGUGAAUAAAUCUCUCCAUCAAACGAAAGAAGCAGAAAACGG
Messenger RNA from Neoarius graeffei (lesser salmon catfish), 1779 nucleotides. RefSeq names its product synaptotagmin III (gene syt3). The coding region runs from base 1 to 1689 and encodes 562 amino acids. Gene Ontology annotation, biological process: calcium-ion regulated exocytosis; regulation of dopamine secretion; regulation of calcium ion-dependent exocytosis. NCBI's taxonomy places the organism in Eukaryota, Metazoa, Chordata, Actinopteri, Siluriformes, Ariidae. The transcript is spliced from 11 exons. Gene Ontology annotation, cellular component: membrane. Gene Ontology annotation, molecular function: clathrin binding; SNARE binding; phosphatidylserine binding. The record is from RefSeq and is a predicted model, not a curated record.